AUGCUUAGUUCUUUUGUUGGAAAGGUACAAAAGAGUUUAUCAAUGAUUGUACCAAGAAAGCACGCAUUGAGUUACUGGAAUGAGGAUCAUGCCACAACCACAGGUGACUUGGCUGAUGAUGUUAUGAAAGGUUACUUUGCUGUUCUUGCAAGGAAGGGAAAUGAAACUAGAAGGUUCAUUGUUGGGUUAGAUUACUUGACAGAUCCUGCUUUUGUGGGAUUGCUUGAUGAAGCCUGGGAGGAGUAUGGUUUUAGACAGAAGGGAACUCUCGUUGUUCCGUGUCGGCCCAAGGAUUUGCAGAACAUUCUAGAUGGUCGGAAAACAUAG
Molecule: messenger RNA, 327 nt
Organism: Vicia faba (fava bean)
Lineage: Eukaryota; Viridiplantae; Streptophyta; Magnoliopsida; Fabales; Fabaceae
Source: the annotation of a GenBank genome assembly